AUGCAUGUUCACGCAGAAAAGGGUGCUUAUAAAUGUAAAACAUGUGAUAAGACAUUCACACAUCCGAGGAACUUGAAGAGACACAUGCCUUUUCACAGUGAUGAACGUCCACUAAAAUGUGAAAUAUGUGAUAAGACCUUCAAAUAUCCGAACAACCUUAAAGAUCACCUGCUUAUUCACACUGAGGAACGUUCACAAAAGUGUAAAAUAUGUGAUAAGACAUUCAGACAGUUGAGGAGCUUGAAACUACAUAUGCUCAUUCACACUGGGGAACUCCCACACAAAUGUGAAAUAUGUGAUAAGGCAUUCAGACACUCAAAUACUUUGAGAAAUCACAUGCUAAGACACACUGGGGAAAAACCCCAUAAAUGUAAAGUGUGUGAUAAAAAAUUCAGACAAUCUCGUUUUUUGAAAAAACACAUGAUGAUUCAUACCAAAGAGUAA
Molecule: messenger RNA, 444 nt
Organism: Ctenocephalides felis (cat flea)
Lineage: Eukaryota; Metazoa; Arthropoda; Insecta; Siphonaptera; Pulicidae
Product: zinc finger protein 85-like
Exons: 1
Coding region: 1-444 (147 amino acids)
Cellular component (GO): nucleus
Source: RefSeq, a predicted model, not a curated record